CGAAACAGGGCCCGUCUCUUCCACCACUCCGCAGAGGCGCAGACUACCGUCUCAUCCUACUACUCUAGCCCAGUCUCACGAUCCAGCACUCAGUCACUAGCGCUUGUCGUCGCCAGUACAACAACGGCAUGGGUGAGGGUGACGACGACCGGCGGGACGAGUUGUUGGGCGCGGGGCGGGACCAUGAACCAGAGCCGGCGGACGCGGAGGAGGCCAAGAAACCCGCACCCGGCGAGGCGGAGGCCGGCAACGGCGCCGGCGCGGAGGCGGCGACCUGCGACUACUGCGGGACCGCGGCGGCGGCGGUCUACUGCCGCGCCGACUCCGCCAGGCUCUGCCUGCCGUGCGACCGCCUCGUGCACGGCGCCAACGGGGUCUGCUCCCGCCACGCCCGCGCCCCGCUCUGCGCCGGCUGCUGCGCCGCCGGGGCCGUCUUCCGCCGCGCCUCGACCUCCGCCUUCCUCUGCUCCAACUGCGACUUCGGGAGGCACCGGGAUGGCGGUGACCCGCCGCUCCACGACCGCUGCGCCGUGCAGCCCUAUUCCGGGUGCCCUCCGGCGAGCGACCUCGCCGCGCUCCUCGCGGUGCCCCUCUUCGACAAGCCGGCCGCCGAAGAUGGUGCCUGGUGGAACAUCUGGGAGGAGCCCCAGGUGCUGAGUUUGGAGGAUCUCAUCGUGCCCACCACCCCUUGCCAUGGAUUCGAACCCCUCCUAACGCCGCCCUCGCCCAAGAACCGGAGCAUCUCGCCGGACCGGAAGGUGAACGAGGAGAUUCUUCGGCAGCUGGGGGAGCUCGCAGAGUCUGAUGGCGGUAUGCAGGCAUCAGCAGGUCGUGAGGAGGCAGAGCAAGCUGGUGGAGACCAGUUCCCUUCCUGGGCGUCACCACAGUAUGCCACUGGACAUGGCAAUUUUGGAACAGAGGACAACCAUGAGAAUGGCAGAUGGAACAACAGUGAAUAUCAUGAUCUAAAUGAUGCAUGUAAGCUCGAGGUCACAUAUGAUCAGGCUCCAGUCAACUCGGCUGAACCGUGCUUGUCUUCAUUUGCUCCACUGUCGGAAAUCUGCCCCAGCAUGAGCAAUGGUAGCAGUAAGGAAGAUAACCACCAGGCUAAUCCUGGCAUUGGCAUGCCAAUGCAAGGUCUACCCAAAAGGAGUGGAUUUGAUGUUGUCCCAUGCCCUGACCGUGACUCGGUCAUUUCGCGCUAUAAAGCGAAGAGGAAGACAAGAAGAUUUGACAGGCAGGUCCGGUAUGAGUCGCGCAAAGUUCGUGCUGAUGGCAGGCUCAGGAUCAAGGGGCGUUUUGCAAAGGCAAACCAGACAUGAACCUAAAUCUGCAGUUCUGCACUAUCCUAAGCAUCUUUCCUCAAGAAAUAUGCUAAGUAUCUUCCAACACGAAGAAGAAAACUGGUCAGGGGCGAUGAUAAUGCAAAAAUGUGCCAGAAUUUUGUUUGCCUUCAGUUCAAUAGCUGAUAACCAUAGCUCCAUAUACAGUUGAAUUGAAUGACGUGUGUAUAUAUUGCUGUCAUGUGACUAGUAGCUACAUUGCUUUGAGAGAUCAAAACCUGUAUAUGCACCUACACAUGUGAUUUUGCCAUGACGGACAUAAUAAUAGAACCACUGCGUUUGAUUG
Molecule: messenger RNA, 1629 nt
Organism: Zea mays
Lineage: Eukaryota; Viridiplantae; Streptophyta; Magnoliopsida; Poales; Poaceae
Exons: 4
Coding region: 129-1322 (397 amino acids)
Molecular function (GO): zinc ion binding; protein binding
Source: RefSeq, marked provisional